AUGUUUUUAUACCAGACAGAACAGCAAGGAAUUCUACAUACGCGGCACAACCCUGUGCAAAAAACUUUAACCUUUAAAGAAGCCAACGGAUCGAUCCGGAAGGCAGGUUGUUCCUCCAGUUGUCCAACAACUCUCGCAUCGAGAUCAACUACAGUAAAAGUUGGUCGUUCCAGUUGCAACGAAUGUUGUGAAGGCUGUUGCAACGAAACAGAAUGGCGAACGAAUCCACACGAACAGAGGGCUGACAAGUCACCAUCACGACUUCGGCAAACUUGGAAACUGUUGUCCAGUAAAUCCUCAUUACAAUCUGUUCAUCGUAUCGGCAGCGAGACGCUUUCAAGGUUGUGGCAAAACGUCAGACCGUCUGCCUCUCUUUCGUCACAAGGGUCGUAUCCAGGACACGAGUGCCCGCAUUCUCAUUCUCGCGUGUCGACGAUGGCGGCCAAUACUGUGACGUCACUCACUGACGCCUUUGUUCGAAUCGUUGCCGUGGUAACGGUGUUGUACUUCGUAUUACAUGAAAACAUAUUCCUAAUGGAGGGGGAACCGCCCACGUAAAUAAAAUGUCAGCGCCUCUUU
Molecule: messenger RNA, 579 nt
Organism: Ciona intestinalis (vase tunicate)
Lineage: Eukaryota; Metazoa; Chordata; Ascidiacea; Phlebobranchia; Cionidae
Source: RefSeq, a predicted model, not a curated record